AUGAUGGCAAAUAGUGGUGAGGGAUCCUCCGAAUCUAAAUCCCAGACGUCACUCGAUGGCUCUGCCAAGCCUGUGCAAGCCAGUCCCAUAGGUGGGCCAGGCGUCUGGAACAGCUCAGGCACAUCGACGCCAAAUACGGACGACCCUUCACAGUCUGACGAUGGGUCGCCGACAGACCUUGAAGAACUACGUCGAGAGUCAACCGGUCCUGCGUACAGCACUUUCAGCACUCUGAACAAAAAAUGGAUCAUUGGCAUGGUCUCCAUCUCCAGCUUCAUCUCUCCGAUGACGGCAAAUAUCUACUUUCCAUCCAUCACCCCUAUAGCUAACGAGCUGGGGGUUUCCAUUGGGCUGAUGAACCUUACCAUCACGACCUACAUGAUCAUGCAGGGGCUCUCACCCACCAUCAUCGGAGACCUAGGCGAUAUGACCGGCAGAAGGCCAGCCUUUAUCAUCGCCUUCACCAUUUACGUAUUUGCCAACAUCGGUCUCGCUCUUCAAAGCAACUAUGCUGCCCUCUUGGUGCUUCGAUGCGUCCAAGGUGCUGGUAGCAGCGGGACCUUGGCACUGGGCUUCGCGGUCGUCGCCGACUUGGCUGUGAGCGCCGAGAGGGGCAAAUAUAUGGGCUUUGUGGGUGCUGGUAUUCAAGUCGGACCGGCCCUGGGCCCUGUAAUAGGGGGAGCCUUGAGCGAGUACCUUGGAUGGCGAUCCAUCUUUUGGUUCUGUGCCAUCCUCACCAUCGUCUGGUUGAUCCCAUUUAUCCUAGCGGUACCUGAGACGUGCCGCAAGGUGGUUGGCAAUGGUUCCAUCCCUCCUCAGCGCUGGAACAGGACUGUGGUCGACUAUAUCCAGGCGCGGCGACACCCGACGGAUCGCCCAGAGACCCCCAAGAGGAAGUUCUACUUCCCAAACCCGUUCAAGACGCUCGCGGUUGUCUUUGAGAAGGACCUCGGGCUCCUCUUGAUGCUCAACGCGUGCGUUUACCUCAUGUUCAUGUUGAUCCUAGCCACCAUGUCGCCGCAGCUACACAACAUAUACAAUCUGAACGAUUUUCAGGUUGGUCUCUGCUAUCUCCCUUAUGGAGUGGGCUGCUUCUUUUCGGCCAUCGUCCAAGGAUAUAUUCUCGACUGGAACUACAGGCGAAUCGCCCACAAGGUUGGAAUGAAAAUCGACAUGAAGCGUGGCGAUGACCUCACAAAGUUCCCCAUCGAAAAGGCCAGGAUCCAGCUCAUCGCGCCGGUGCUAGGGCUAGGGAUCAUGUCCACUAUCUGCUACAGCUGGAUUAUGCAGACCGAACAGGCCCUCGGCUUGGUGUUAUUCUUCGGCUUCCUUAUCGGCGUCACCGUCAAUGGAUCCUUCUCCAUGAUGAACACGCUCAUCGUGGACCUUUACACAGAUGCCCCCGCGACAGCUGUGGCGGCCAACAACCUGUUCCGCUGCUCUUUGGGCGCCAUCUGCAUGUCCUUUAUCGAGAACAUGGUUGAAGCGAUGGGCAGGGGCUGGUGCUACACCUUUUGGGCGCUACUAACGGCCUCUCUGAUGCCGAUUCUUUGGCUCCUUGUGCAGCGGGGCCCUCGAUGGAGAGAAGAGCGUCGCUUGCGAAAGGAGAAACUGAAGCAAAAAGAGUUGGCGCAACAGGAUGCGGAAAAGAGUGGGCAAUGA
Molecule: messenger RNA, 1662 nt
Organism: Pyricularia grisea
Lineage: Eukaryota; Fungi; Ascomycota; Sordariomycetes; Magnaporthales; Pyriculariaceae
Exons: 1
Coding region: 1-1662 (553 amino acids)
Biological process (GO): transmembrane transport
Molecular function (GO): transmembrane transporter activity
Source: RefSeq, a predicted model, not a curated record